This is a messenger RNA of Bolinopsis microptera, 3489 nucleotides long. Its product is annotated as carboxy-terminal domain RNA polymerase II polypeptide A small phosphatase 1-like. The transcript has 6 exons. Bases 31 to 816 code for a protein of 261 amino acids. The record is from RefSeq and is a predicted model, not a curated record. Gene Ontology annotation, molecular function: RNA polymerase II CTD heptapeptide repeat phosphatase activity. NCBI's taxonomy places the organism in Eukaryota, Metazoa, Ctenophora, Tentaculata, Lobata, Bolinopsidae.
UUGUCACUGAGUGUACUAUCCACAUAGGGGAUGGCUUCAAGUAUUAUAACCCAAGUUAACAAGGAUGGGGAGUACGCAUCCUCCUAUCCGGUUGCACCGAAUCACACUUUGGAGAGAUCACCUGUUUCCAAAUUAUUAACAAGGUUAAAACGAUUAAAGAACUGCAUGUGUUGUUGUGUUUCAAAAUCACAACAGAAUCACACUCCGCCCGAAUCGCACACCAUCGAAAAUCAUGCGAUCAAAGGUCAGCCACCGCUUCUGGAUAAAGUGCGAGAAAUAGAUAAGAGCAAGAGGUGCGUUGUUAUUGACUUGGAUGAAACACUGGUGCACAGUUCGUUUAAACCGGUUCCUAACCCGGACUUCAUUAUUCCAGUUGACUUAGACGGCGCUAUACACCAGGUGUACGUUCUGAAGCGACCGUUUGUUGACGACUUCUUGGCGUUUCUAGCGAACAAGUUCGAAUGUGUGUUGUUCACAGCGAGUCUCGCAAAGUACGCGGACCCCGUGUCCGACCUGCUCGAUGUACACGGCUGUUUUAGCUCUCGGCUCUUCAGGGAGGCGUGUAUUUUCCACAAAGGAAACUACGUCAAGGACCUGAGUAAGCUGGGACGUAACGUGGAGGACUGUAUAAUAAUAGACAACUCUCCAACCUCCUACAUCUUCCACCCCGACUUCGCUAUACCUGUCAGUUCCUGGUUUGACGACGACACUGACACUGAACUGCUCGACCUCAUUCCUUUCUUUGAUGUGGUCCAGCACAUAAAGGGUCCAGUGAACGAGUUCUUGCAGUACCCACUGACCAGUGACACGGUGUAGCGAGGAUUAAAACUAGCGGACUCGUUUCUUUUAAAUGUGAGUUGACACGAGGGAGCGUCACCUUACCACUAAAACCUUUUUCUAUUCUAAGUUAUUACAGAGAGUCAACCAAACGGUGUUUCAAGUAUUGUGUUUUAAGAAGAAAUUUAAACAGUUCAGGCCUUCUCCAUUUUAUUGAAUCACAGCGUUUUGUGUUUUUAAGAUUAUAUACAUUGCUCGACAUAAAAUAUAUCGGUUAUAUAGUAAAGUUGAUAGAUAAGUUGAUGACAGUGGUUCUAAUGGGUGUACAGAGUAUAUUGUGAUAAAUUUGUUUUAAAAUGUGAUACGGACUGGGUUGAUUUGGUGCGUUUGCUUGUGGAGUAAGUGUAAAUUACGUUGUGCGUGUAAAUUACGGUGAAGACUGAAGAAGCUUCGCUCGCAAACGCUUCACACCGCGGCACACAGCACUACGGUCUAUUUCAAUAAAAAGAAGGAACACGGUUUACUAAUAGUAAUAGCAUACACGGCACGUGACACGUUCUAUUCAAUGUGUCAUCUCAACUUCAGAUUAUAUUCGUGUUUACAGAUAGCUCCAGAGUUUAUAUAUGAGAAAAUAUUUAUCAGAUUAAAGUUCCAGGUCUCCUGUUUAGUGUUUGAUUUCCUUAAUCUAGAGUUUAAUUAAGAUGUUUAAAAUUAAGAGUAUAAAAAAGCGUUUUUUGAUAUAUAAUCAACGUCUUUUAAAGAUGUUAAGUUAUUAAUUUAAAUCCUGUCAAUAAGUUUUGGCCCAUGUUCAUAAACUGCGUGAGCCUCUUGUAAUACUAAAGAUAUUUAUCCACUUUCAAGAUCAUAGAAGGGAACUUUAAGCGUUAAUUUGAAUAAUAAGAGAGGAAUGUAUUGAAUUUUGUGUAUUAUCGAGUCUGAUAUGAGUAGUGGUUACUGACCUUGUAGUUUGAUUCUAUCACUGAUCCUAUAUUAAUUUUUAUCUUGAACUAUUUCGAUCAUUCCCUUGGGAAUAUCGUCCACAGAUCAGCCUCCUAGCUGGGGGGUGGGGGGGGUUUAGUUGACCGAAAUGCUGAUGCUGAUAUUGUUCUUUAGCACAAUCGCUUUACGUAACCUUGCUUGGGACGGGUGUAUCUCCAACAUCUUGUUUUGAGGCGAUAUAAGAAGGAUAUAUUGUUGCACGUGGCAUGUAUCUCAAAUAGAUUUUCUAGAACCUGGAACUGAUUUGACAUAGUCUGAACGGAUGUAUUCAGACUCAUCUAACGAUAGUUGAUGAUAACAUUUUAUUUUAUUAACGUAAAGAAUAAAGAUGUGAUCAAGUAAAACCCUUUGAUAGAGGGAUUAUAAUGUUGUGCCAAGUUUUGUAAUGUGUACAAGUUCACGAUAUAUUCACGUGUUGUUGCUUUUCCAUGAUAUGUCGAGGGUUUAUCAAGUUUUACAGAGGAAAAGAGGGGGAGUUGUGCAACGAUAGCUUGUCAGUAAUAAUGAGAUCUUUCAACUCCUACGCAUUUGCGAAAAAUUGGGUAGAGGGCUUACUGUGGACACAGUGUACUGUUUUAGUUAUAAACCCUUGACAAAUGUAAAUAACACUCGGGAAAAAAGAAAGGCAUAUAUUUUUGUUACUUUAUUUUAGAGAAAAUUCAUUUUUUAAUCGUUUUGUUAGAGAUAAGGUUUCACGGGGUUGAAUAUUACGGAUAGAUGAUUUCAAGAAAAUAGCAGUUGAAGCUGUCAUGCGUAUUCAGGUAUAUGAAUAAUCAGAGAACAUUUCUUUCUACCUCUAAUUUGGACGAUGCUCUUUUAAUUUAGUGUAUAGAGUUUACAAUUUCAGAAAGUAUGUUGAAAUAACUUUAAUUAAAUGACAGUUUAUUAAACACUGUUUUAGUGCGGACGGCACUGGGUUUUGAUUGUGCCUAGAGCGGAUGACGCAGCCCCAUCAGUCCAUGUAAGGUACUGCUCAUUAUAUAAGGUACCACCCAUUUGUUUUUACAGUCAGUCCUCUGUCUUACGCGUAGUUAAAUAUUUGCUGGCCUUAUAUUGGUCUCCAGGAGGGUUCAAUUAAGCUGGUUUUGCAUGAAAUUGGAAUGAUUUUCAUACGGCAACGAUUAUUCGAUAGAUGACAGUAAAAUAUGUUAUAAGAGGUCGUUCAAACUUCAAAUAUUACGUAAUCAGUGAGGGGGAGGGAGGGGGUUUCUAAAUUAUUACGAUAGUUUAAUUUUAACACAAUAGCCAUGAGUAAAACUGAUUACGGAGGAGGUAGGUAGGGGGUUUAAGAUUGGCCCAAAAAGUGAUAACGUAAUAUGUGAACGACCCCUAAGGAGCUUUAUUUUGACUGAGUAAAAACUUCCAGAUCAGUACCAUUAGCCCUUAGUAUUGCACGGAUCUUUCCAACGAAAUUUGGUAUCAUGAAAUCUGUGUAUUUAUAAUUCUAGAGUUCUGACUGUAAAAUACCUAAGUUCUGGUGUCAAACUAGAUAUGUCUGAAUUCUUUAAGCUUGAAGAGUUGAAAUGUCUAUAAAAUCUGUUUUAAAAGACUGGUUUGGGGCUGGAUGUUACCUUGAAUUUUAUUUAUAGAGAAUGUAGAUAUUUUUAGUAGAUGAUUUGCUGUCAUAUGGGCGGCUUGUAGAGAUUUAAUUUUCUUGUAUGAAAGAUGACAGUUACAUCAUACAAUCAAGUUGUCUUCCAAAUUCAGCCGUAA